UGCAAGAUGAUACAUAUGCGCUUCAGUUCCUCGGAGAAGAAACCGGGGUCGGUUCAGAGUGUUUUAGCAGGCAGGAGAGCAUUUUGCAAAUAUGUUUUCACUAAAAUCUCCGUCCCUGAUGCCGGUGACCCGCGCGGAGGCGCUGCUCGCUCUGAGCUGCCUGGCUGUCGUUCUCCUCGCAUUCCUGCUGGUGCGCCAGUUCGUCAAGCAGAGGAGACCCCCUGGAUUUCCUCCCGGUCCGUCUCCCAUUCCUAUUAUAGGAAACAUUUUUUCUCUCGCCACUGAGCCGCACGUCUUUCUCAAGAGGCAAAGCGAAGUACACGGGCAGAUUUUCAGUCUUGACCUGGGAGGCAUAAUGACAGUGGUAUUAAAUGGUUAUGAUUGUGUAAAAGAAUGCCUUUAUCACCAGAGUGAGGUUUUUGCUGAUCGCCCUUCUCUGCCACUAUUUCAUAAAAUGACCAAAAUGGGUGGUCUUCUAAACUGUAAGUACGGGAAAGGCUGGAUUGAUCAUCGCAAGCUGGCCUGCAACUCUUUCCGUUACUAUGGCAGCAGCCAGAAACUGUUUGAGCGACGAAUCACAGAAGAGUGCAUGUUCUUAGUUGAUUCAAUUGACAAAUACAAGGGAAAGCCCUUCAACCCAAAACACCUCGUAACCAACGCCGUGUCAAACAUCACCAAUCUGAUCAUCUUUGGCCAGCGUUUCACCUACGAUGACAGCAACUUCCAGCAUAUGAUUGAGAUCUUCAGUGAGAACGUGGAGUUGGCUGUCAGCGGGUGGGCUCUCCUCUACAACGCCUUUCCUUGGAUUGAAUAUCUGCCCUUUGGAAAACACCAGAAGCUGUUCCACAAUGCUGCUGUGGUGUAUGACUUCCUGCAGAAGGUUAUAAUGGGAUUUUCCCAAGGCAGGGUGCCCCAUGCACCGCGCCACUAUGUCGAUGCCUAUUUGGACGAGUUGGAGCAGAACGCAGGAGAUCCCAGGAGUUCUUUUACUUAUGAGAACCUCAUCUAUUCUGUGGGGGAGCUCAUUAUCGCCGGCACAGAGACCACAACCAACACCCUGCGUUGGGCCAUGCUGUACAUGGCCCUCUACCCCAAUAUACAAGAGAGGGUGCACAAAGAGAUCGACAGUGUGCUGACCAAUGGGAGGCCACCUUCUCUCGAGGACAAGCACAGGAUGCCCUAUGUGGAGGCUGUUCUGCAUGAGAUCCUUCGCUUCUGCAACAUUGUGCCUCUUGGUAUUUUCCGUUCCACCUCCCAGGACACUAAAGUCAAUGGCUACAAGAUUCCUAAAGGAACCAUGGUGAUCACAAACCUCUACUCAGUGCACUUUGAUGAGAAGUACUGGAGCGACCCAGGAGUCUUCUUACCAGAAAGGUUUCUGGACAGCAGUGGCAACUUCAUAAGGCGUGAGGCCUUCCUUCCGUUCUCUUUAGGGAGGCGUCACUGUGUGGGUGAGCAGCUGGCCCGCAUGGAAAUGUUCCUAUUUUUCACCACAUUGCUGCAGAGGUUUCAUCUUCAGUUCCCUCCACGAACCAUUCCAACUAUAACUCCCCAAUUUGGAAUGACCCUACAGCCCAAACCUUACUCCAUUUGUGCUAUCCGCAGGCAGCAGAGGUUCCAAUGCUCUGAAGGAACUCCUUACCACAAGUAGGUUCGUUGGCUGCAGUGCACAGAAUCACCUGCGCAUAUUCAUCUUUUAAAGGACUUUUGGUGAUCCAUAUGCCCACUGACAUCUUAACACAGUGCUAUAGUUUAUUCAAGUGCUAUAGAUAUAUUGUUUAUAAGCACAUAUGCAUGUUUGCACAGUACUUUUGAACAGCAGGGGAGGCACCAGGAUCUGAAUGGACAUCCUGGGAGCACGGAUGGGCUAUCGAUUUAAUUCCCUGAGCUCCUGCAACCAGAAACAAAAUACCUGUAAACCUUGGCGCAGCGGCGAUGGUUUAGGUCAAUGAUUUAUAUUAUGUACACCAAUGAUGGUUCAUAGCAGUGAUGUUGUAGGACAGCUUUGGGGAGAUUAAUGACACCAGGUAUUCAUACAGCAUGUCUGGCCAAAUGGGACUAAUGGAUUUUCCAAGAAAGUUCUGAACUGUGUAUUGGAAUUGGCUUUAGAUCAAGAUUUACGUCAUCUGGACUGACUCUGAACCUUUCUCCAGGGAUAGUGCUAUGUGGAAAAUCUUUCUCUUAGAAAGCAAAUGCAACCCUGAUGAAUUUCUAGAAACUGACUUUGCAAGACUGGUUUCUGAUAAAUGGUGCUUAUCAGUUUAUAUAAACAAAAUAAUAUAUUUUGUUUAUAUGUAACAUGUUUGUUGUAUUUUUGGAAUCCUGGUAGUGUACAUGUUCAUUUUAUUUUUUGUGUGUGUAUUCAUAAAUUUGCCCUUCCUUUUCUUUCAAAAAUGUUAUUCUUAAAUGCUAUUUUUUCCCCAAA
This is a messenger RNA of Poeciliopsis prolifica (blackstripe livebearer), 2425 nucleotides long. It is a transcript of the gene cyp2r1, whose product is annotated as vitamin D 25-hydroxylase. Gene Ontology annotation, molecular function: iron ion binding; heme binding; oxidoreductase activity, acting on paired donors, with incorporation or reduction of molecular oxygen, reduced flavin or flavoprotein as one donor, and incorporation of one atom of oxygen. Bases 92 to 1651 code for a protein of 519 amino acids. The transcript has 5 exons. Lineage: Eukaryota; Metazoa; Chordata; Actinopteri; Cyprinodontiformes; Poeciliidae. The record is from RefSeq and is a predicted model, not a curated record. Gene Ontology annotation, cellular component: intracellular membrane-bounded organelle; cytoplasm. Gene Ontology annotation, biological process: xenobiotic metabolic process.